CUGUCCUCCUUCAGAACAAUGGGGCCAUGGCUCCUGAAUGGGACAAUGGGCUUGACCUUUCUUGUCUUUUGCCUGCUGUCAGACCAGCUUCCCACAGCAGCCCACAAUAAGCUCAGGAGGAGAACAGGACGGGCAGAUCAACCCUCAACUCCCACCCCAGUGGAUUGCCAGCUUAGUGAAUGGUCAGCAUGGACCGAAUGCUUUCCGUGCCAGGGCAAAAAGCAUCGCUACAGAAACCUCCUCCAGCCCUCCAAGUUUGGGGGAAACAUAUGCAGUGGUGACCUUUGGGACGAGGUGGCCUGCACCAGCCCGGAGACCUGUGUGGUGCAGAGCCAGUGUGGCUAUGAUUUCCAGUGUAAGGAGUCAGGCCGUUGCAUCAAGAGGCGCCUGCUAUGCAAUGGAGAUCGGGACUGUCUUGAUGGAUCUGAUGAGGAAGACUGUGAAGAUUCUGGGAUCCUUAAAAAUGAUUGUCUGGACUUCAACCCCAUCCCUGGAUCAGAAAAGGCAGCCCAAGGGUUUAACAUUCUGACCCAAGAAGAAAAACUGAAUGUGUAUGACCCUACAUUCUAUGGGGGCUUGUGUGAACGUGUUUACAACGGAGACUGGAAGUCCCUCAGAUAUGAUGCUGUCUGUGAGAACCUCGAUUACAAUGAGAAGUAUUUCCGUAGACCGUACAACUUCAUCAAGUACCAAUUUGAGACCCAGGCCCAAUAUAAUCUCCAGUCAAGAUUUUACAAUCAUAUUGAAGAGCUAACCAGAGGCCUACAUAAGGAAAAAUUCAGUUCUAGUAGCUUCUUUGUCGGAAUCCCCAUCUACGCUGUGAUCCUGGGGAUAGGAUUCGGCUGGUCCUCCGGAGAGGGUUCCCUGAAGAACGUGACCCAGUAUACAGAGAAGGAAUACGGCUUUAUCCACGCCUACACGAAAACCCAGACCGCUCACUUCAGGAUGAGGAGAGAAGACAUCGUCCUGGACGAGGAUAUCCUUCAGGCGAUCAUUGAGCUCCCCGAGCGGUAUGAUUACGGCAUGUACGCCAAGUUUAUCGAUGACUACGGGACCCAUUACAUCACCUCCGGGGCCAUGGGCGGCAUCGCAGAAUACAUUUUAGUCGUCAACAAGGAUGUCAUGAGAGCAAAAAAGGUUACUGAUGAAGCUAUAAGUUCCUGUUUUGGAGCAUCCCUGGGUAUCCAAUUCAAGAUAGUGGAAGGUCAAUUGAUGGGCUCAAGAUGUAAGAAAGAUGGAACUGGAUCCUACAAAAAGGCCUUGGAAGACCUGGGUGUUCAGGACAUUAUAUCACGCGUGCGUGGUGGAAUCGUUGGACCAGGCUCUGGCCUUUCCAACAACUGGGCAGCAGAGACGUAUCUUUCCUGGGGGAGGUCGUUAAAGGAUAAUCCCGCUGUUAUUGAUUUUGAGCUCCUGCCCAUCUUUACUGUGUUACGCCAUAGCAACCUGGGCCACCACGAACGUAAAUGGCAGAACCUGAGGCGGGCGCUGGAUGAGUAUCUGGCAGAGCACGACUCUUGCCGUUGCGGACCUUGCGUCAAUAAUGGUGAGCCCGUCCUCAAGGGCACCAGCUGCCUGUGCCAGUGUCCCCAGGGUCGAUCUGGCUCUGCCUGUGAGAGAAUGGAACAACAGGGAAGCCCUGCUGCCGGUCACUGGAGCUGCUGGAGUUCCUGGUCCCCCUGCCAGGAGGGCAUCAAGGAGAGAUCAAGAAGCUGCAGCAACCCAGCACCCCAGAAUGGAGGGGACUCCUGUCAAGGCUCUAGUACUGAGAGACAGGAGUGCUGAGGGUCUUCAGGAAGGUGCUUUACUUCUUGUCUGUCCAGAACACUGGAAUGAACUCUAGCAGAAUUUGGAGUGCUUGUAGCUUCCAGAAAUGACAGAACCAGCCUUGACCAGCUCAAGAGUAAACCUGAGAAGCAGUGGCAGACUUGAGACCUUACUUGAAACUUUCUAAACAUCCAGAUCUCUAUUUUGUUUAUUGUGUCUAUAAAUGACUUCUCCCUUUUCUCACACUCACCCUCCACAACUGUUAAUGUCUGUUAAUAUCUUUUCCAUAUCCGCUUUGAACCUCUGAGAAUUUUGUCUCCCUCUGUUCCUUCACAAGCUCUUCUUUGACAAUAAACCCUUUUGUAAUCUGUGA
Molecule: messenger RNA, 2140 nt
Organism: Antechinus flavipes (yellow-footed antechinus)
Lineage: Eukaryota; Metazoa; Chordata; Mammalia; Dasyuromorphia; Dasyuridae
Gene: C8A
Product: complement C8 alpha chain
Exons: 11
Coding region: 19-1785 (588 amino acids)
Biological process (GO): immune response
Cellular component (GO): membrane attack complex
Molecular function (GO): protein binding
Source: RefSeq, a predicted model, not a curated record